Messenger RNA from Colletotrichum higginsianum IMI 349063, 810 nucleotides. RefSeq names its product Oxidoreductase ucpA. Gene Ontology annotation, molecular function: oxidoreductase activity, acting on the CH-OH group of donors, NAD or NADP as acceptor. The coding region runs from base 1 to 810 and encodes 269 amino acids. Lineage: Eukaryota; Fungi; Ascomycota; Sordariomycetes; Glomerellales; Glomerellaceae. The transcript has a single exon. The record is from RefSeq and is a predicted model, not a curated record.
AUGCUCAACCUCCAAGGAAAAGUCGCCCUGGUCAUCGGCCUCGGCCAAUCAGGCUCGGACGGCUGGGGCAUCGGCGCCGCCUGCGCCGUCACUCUCGCCAAGCAGGGCGCCCUCAUCUUCGGCGGCAACCGGACCGUCGAGUCCACGACCAAGACCCGGACGGCCAUCGAGGAGGCCGGCGGCGUGUGCGACGUCGUCGCGACGGACGCGACGUCGUCCGAGUCCGUCAGGGCCCUCGUGGACGCCUGCCUCGCCCGCCACGGCCGCAUCGACAUCCUCGUGACCAACGUCGGCCAGUCGCAGCCCGGGUGCCCCGCGACCAUGGCCGAGGCGACGUGGGACGCGCAGAUGGACCUGAACCUCAAGAGCGUCUACCUUGCCUGCCACCACGUGCUGCCCGUCAUGGCGGCGCAGCCGUCCGGGGGCAGCGUCGUGUGCGUGUCGAGCAUCGCGGGCAUGCGGUACAUCGGCAAGCCGCAGGUCGCGUACAACACUACCAAGGCGGCCGUCAUGCAGUUCGUCAAGGCGACGGCCGUCAUCUACGCGGGAAAAGGGGUGCGGCUGAACACGGUCGUGCCGGGGCUGAUGGACACGCCCUACACCAAGGGGCUGUCGCAGAGGUUCCCGCAGGAGGGCGGCUACGAGGCCUUCCGGAAGAUGAGGGACGACCAGGUGCCGAUGGGCCGGAUGGGGGACGCGUGGGACGUUGCCAACGCGGCGGUGUUUCUGGCCUCGGACGAGGCGCGGUACAUCACCGGGCAGAAGAUUGUGGUGGACGGCGGUAUCACUUCGUCCACGGGGCGGGUCUAG